UAGCAGCACACAAACACUCAGCAGCCAGAGCGGAGACACGGGGUUUAGCCAAGGGGGAUAGCAAGCGAGGAGACGGCCCUGACGAGCUACCCGCAAAACCAAAAACCAUGGGUCAGGUUAUGACAUUGUGCGCGAGUGAUGAGGCAGACGGGCAUGGCUACGACAAGAACACGGUCGAGAAGUAUAAGGUGACGGGACGGAGCGGGGCAACCGUGCGGUCAGGAGAGCCGCUCGACUCGCCCAUCCAGUGCACCUUGACACCAGGAACAAUUGUGGAGGUCACGGAAGUCAAAGGAAGGCGAUGCUGCAUCGUCAACCCCGUUAAGGGCUGGGGCAGCAUCGCCACGGAAAACGGGUACGUUAUCAUCGAGCCCCUCUCGGCCCGCCCACGGUACCGCGUGGUGUACCCGGAGGGGGUGAUCGUGCGGUCCGCCGCCGACAUCGACGACAGCGACUUCGUGCGAGUCAUCUCGAGGGGGGAGAUCGUGGAGGGCACCGGCCAGGUUCAGAUGUUCGACAACGUCGAGAGAGUCCAGGUUGCCGACGGCUGGAUUAGCAUGCGGCUGAGGGAAGAUGACGGGGCUCUUGGCGACGUUUUGCUCGAGAAAAUCUAAUCGUCAUUGAUUUUUUCCGAUGGGAUUCGUUUGCAAGCAAUAAUUUCUUUUCGGUUUCGCGACUGACGCGUUUUUUUUUUUUUUGCUGCUUUCUGCUUGUUGCUGCCAUCAUUGUCUUGAGGUCUUGUUUUUUGCUUAAUUCUCCUUGGGUCCUGUGAUCUUGGUGUCUUCGGUUUGGUGUCAUUAUCCUCACCGCUGUCACGUUUGUUGGUCGCGCGUCGUCGCGAGUAUUUGGGGCAGCACCCUUCGUCCCAGCGGGAGGAUCGAAAAUCGAGGUGUACAGCAGCGACGACCGGCCGAACAAGUUGACUCUCGAGCAGCAAACAGAGAGUAAGAGAGGGAGAGACAGAGAGAAAGCGACUCAAGGCUGUCCUUUCCCUCUCGUGAAGCGAACGUCUAAGUAACGUAGUAGGCAUUUUGCGAGGCGGGUGAAGGCAGCGCUCCCGCGACGCGUAGAAUUCUUUCGAAGCUCACCCAAUCGGGUUCCUCAUUGACCGCAAGUUAGAAUAGUCCGAUGUUUUUUGAAGGUUCGAGGCAAGCCCCCAGCGCUUUGGACAGUCGUUUGUGCCCUGGGGACCUAGUGCAGAUAGCACUCGCCGCCUGUUGACAACCCCCUUUUUCGUCUUGCCAGAGCCUUGGUUCUUUGUUUUGUUCCUUUUUAUUUUGGUGUAUGCCGUUGNGGGGGGGGGGGGGGGGGGG
Messenger RNA from Ectocarpus sp. CCAP 1310/34, 1313 nucleotides. NCBI's taxonomy places the organism in Eukaryota, Phaeophyceae, Ectocarpales, Ectocarpaceae. The record is from the annotation of a GenBank genome assembly.